AUGAGGAAGCAGAGCUUGCGCACCGCCGCGCUCAUCCUGUGCAUUCUGUCCUACCUGCUGGUGGGCGCUGCCGUCUUCGACGCGCUCGAGUCGGAGGCGGAGAGCGGCCGCAAGCGCCUGCUGGCCCAGAAGCGGAGCGAGUUGCGGAGGAAGUACGGCUUCUCCACGGAAGACUACCGCGAGCUGGAGCGCCUGGCGCUGCAAGCCGAGCCGCACCGCGCCGGCCGCCAGUGGAAGUUCGCCGGCUCCUUCUACUUCGCCAUCACCGUCAUCACCACCAUCGGGUACGGCCACGCCGCUCCGGGCACAGACUCAGGCAAGGUCUUCUGCAUGUUCUAUGCGCUCCUGGGCAUCCCCCUGACGCUGGUCACCUUCCAGAGCCUGGGUGAGCGGCUGAAUGCGCUGGUGCGGCGCCUCCUGCUGGCAGCCAAGCGCUGCCUGGGCCUGCGGCGGCCGCACGUGUCCACCGAGAACAUGGUCGUGGCCGGGCUGCUGGGGUGCGCGGCCACUCUGGCCCUCGGGGCUGCCGCCUUCGCGCACUUCGAGGGCUGGACCUUCUUCCACGCCUACUACUACUGCUUCAUCACCCUCACUACCAUCGGCUUCGGCGACUUCGUGGCGCUGCAGAGAGACGAGGCGCUACAGAGGAAGCCGCCCUACGUGGCCUUCAGCUUCCUCUACAUCCUCCUGGGGCUCACGGUCAUCGGCGCCUUCCUCAACCUCGUGGUCCUGCGCUUCCUGGCGGCCAGCGCAGAGGCGCCCGAGCGCAGUGCUCGCCAGCUCCGCCGGGGGGCGCCCGAGAGCUGCGGCCCCGCCCUGCCCCGCCGCCCCGCCCACCCUGCCGGCUCCACCCCCGCCUACUUCCGCGUCCACCAGCUGGAGUUGUGGGUCCGCGACAAUCUGGGCUUCUCGCCCCCGGCGAGCCCUGGGGUACGGGGAGGCGGCAGCGGGGCAGGCAGGGCCCCUGCGCGGCGUAAAUCCAUCUGACAGCCCAACCCCGGCCAGGGGGCGAUUUUAGAACCGAAGGGUCUGGAUCCACCUGUCAGUGACCCCUCCCCAGUGUCUGGAGAGGGGCGAGGGGCUCUGGCUUCAAUGUGGUCCUCUGCCGCCAGCAGUUUUUCAUUCCCUUCUACGGCAAGCCCCUCCCUCUGCUCCAAAAAUAUAUUAAAGUCGCAUCAUAAGCACAAGCACGACUCUAAAGUCGCCCAGUAGGUGCAAAUCCCUUUUGGUCCAAAUUGUUUUAGGAAGGCAUUGACCACAUCCGCCACCGGGGAGAGGCUCUCCACAGGACCAUGUUACUAGCCAGCCCUGUGGAGAGGAAGCAGGUGCCUGUUUUUCUACUGUGUGAAGAGAUGGGUUUUCCGUAUUGUAGGGGAAAUGCAGGGCUUUCAACACUGGAAUCCUACCAGUGAGGCCAGCUGCUCCCACCAGGAGAAGUACAGGCAUCAGAUGGGCUGAAGGGAAACACUUACAGUCCAGCGUGGACCGGUGGGCAAAUCCCUGCACUACUGAAAGGAUGACUCAUUCUCUUACUGAGCAUAGAGAGUGGAACAGGCCCCUCCACCAAAUCUAAUGGUCUGUGUCCUUGGCCAGCCCCACUUUGGGAUGACGGAGGGAGGCUUGUCGACACCAACCAUGUCACGGGAUCAUAAUCUCUUCUGGGAACUGUGAGAUCCGGAUACUGCCAGUCCCCCCAAGGCCACCUUGGGGAGUCUCAUCCCUCCCUGGGCCUCAGUUUCCACAUCUGUAAAAUGGGUUCACACAGAAUCCUGUUCCCUCCUGUGCAUCUCUGGAAGCGUUUCUGGGACAGACCCCUG
Molecule: messenger RNA, 1817 nt
Organism: Sus scrofa (pig)
Lineage: Eukaryota; Metazoa; Chordata; Mammalia; Artiodactyla; Suidae
Gene: KCNK15
Product: potassium two pore domain channel subfamily K member 15
Biological process (GO): stabilization of membrane potential; potassium ion transmembrane transport
Cellular component (GO): plasma membrane
Molecular function (GO): potassium ion leak channel activity; outward rectifier potassium channel activity
Source: RefSeq, a predicted model, not a curated record